AUGGAUAGAGACGUAUUGGAGAAAUUUAUAGACCUUCAAGACAAAGAGAACGAUAUUGAUACUAAGAGUAAAAUAUAUCAUGAAGUUACGGACAGAGGGAGCGUUACCCCUACAUUUAACCAAGGAUCCAGCGGUAUGAGUCCCAAGUCUGUGGGGAGUUCCGGUAGAAACAAGAACAUCCAGUUGCAAUUAACGCCUACCAAGGCUGAUCCUACUAGCACACUUGACUCGCAUCCGUUGAAAGGUGAUAAUUCAGAUCAAGACGAUAUCACUGGCAAUAUGAAGGAGAACGAGGACGAUGUAUCAUUGGGGUCCGGUAAAGUCACCGUAAAGAACAAUGGUAACGGGGUUUCUGCUGCUACAAAUGGCAAGGGAGGCAAUCAGGAGCUAGGAAUACGAAGAAGCAACACAUGGAAAAGAAAGUCUUUAAUAAUGCCAUUAAUGUCUCCAGAGCACACAGUUAAGCAGCAGCAACGUCAAUCAUAUCAGCAGCAUUGCAAACCAUCAGAGUCUGUAUCGAAUACCCCGCUGGGACGGAAAUAUCGAUCAAAACUUGACCGAAAUGACGGACAAAAAUCUGUGCGGUCCAGCAUAAGUAGCAUUGGAUCACUUCUCCCGGAUGGAGCCACCACAGAAUUUAGCGCAAGUCCAGCUACUAAAUUGAAGUUGCCUACAACUACGACCGACACCGCCAAAGUAGUGCCAUCUGUUUCUGAAGAUGAUAAUGAUAUGGAAUCUUUGUUGCAAUCACUGGCGAACAAGGAACUAGAGAUAUUGGAAAGGACAAGGCGAGUUCACGAUCUUUUCAGGCAAAUUAAGAUUGAAGAUAAGAUAAUAAAACAGAAUGCAGAAGAACUUCAGCAGUUGAAGAAAAAAGUUAGCCGUUUAGUGGGGAAUCAAGUUCAAGGUCAGAACUCUAAUACGACAUUACCUGCAGAAUCCCAUGGGGAAAGUAACAACGCAGAAACCGCUGAUAACAAAUCAAGCUCGUUAUGGACAAAAUCCGUUUCAUUACUCAACCAAUUUGACCAAAUUAUUCAGGGGACCGUUGAAACGAAGUUAGGAUUAGGCGACUCGGGAUCCAGUGCAACUGAAAAUCAAUCAGAGGGCAAGCCAAAAGGUGACGACAAUGCGGGAAGUGCGAUUUGGUCCUUAGUAAAUGAGUUUAAAAACGGGCUUGGGUUACUAGCAACAGAGGAAGAAGAUGCUGAUGGGUCUAUAGGCACGAUAGCGACUGGUCUUGCUACCAAUAUGGAAGAUUACGGCACAAGAAAGGCAGAAUCAUCAACUCAAGCAAAAGAGAUUGAAAUGUAUCAUUAUAGUCAUUAA
Kluyveromyces lactis is the source of this 1329-nucleotide messenger RNA. RefSeq names its product Tda11p (gene TDA11). The coding region runs from base 1 to 1329 and encodes 442 amino acids. The record is from RefSeq and is a predicted model, not a curated record. The transcript has a single exon. NCBI's taxonomy places the organism in Eukaryota, Fungi, Ascomycota, Saccharomycetes, Saccharomycetales, Saccharomycetaceae.